This is a messenger RNA of Glarea lozoyensis ATCC 20868, 1005 nucleotides long. RefSeq lists its product as uncharacterized. The transcript has 2 exons. Lineage: Eukaryota; Fungi; Ascomycota; Leotiomycetes; Helotiales; Helotiaceae. The coding region runs from base 1 to 1005 and encodes 334 amino acids. The record is from RefSeq and is a predicted model, not a curated record. Gene Ontology annotation, biological process: response to oxidative stress. Gene Ontology annotation, cellular component: nucleus.
AUGGAGAACCUACGAUCCAACCCACGAAACGAUUCAACCCCAACGUCAUCCUCCGGGACCAGCACUCCCAACGGCGGCGGUUCCCUUCUGAACACCUCAUGGACCUUUCCACAACCUCUAUCCCACGCAGUAGGGGGUUUGCUGCGUCGAUUCUCAUCGGAUCCUCCACAUAAAGAUCAAACACGCUCGAAUUACGCAGAUCCAUACAACGCAAUGCCGAAUAAAAAUACGGGUAUAGAUGGUGUUUACACGCCUCCAUACAGAACUGCUUCGCCAUUUCAGCCACCGCCGUUAUAUCCAGUGAAUUUAGAGGGUUACCAGGAGAAUACACCCGAAAGUGCUAGGUUACUGAGUAGGUCGUUGGCAGAGGAGAUACGAUUAUUAGUCCCGCCGCGGUUGCAGUUAUGCGAGGAGUGGAGGCUGGUGUAUUCCCUCGAAGAAGAUGGAGUUAGUCUAGGAACGUUAUACAAGAAAUGUGACGAUCUACGAGGUCUACGAAAUGGUUUCGUACUAGUCGUUCGAGACGCAGACGGUGGUCUCUUCGGCGCCUACCUAACAGAAGCCCCCCAUCCAUCCCCCCACUACUUCGGCACCGGCGAAUGUUUCCUCUGGCGCGCCUCCAUCCUCUCCGCAAGCACACACAACCUCUCGCAAAUGCUCCCCCCACCCCCUUCAGCCGACACAACCAACAUCCCACGCACCACCACCAUAUCCGGCGGUCCUACCUCCCCCACCUCUCUCCUCUCCCCACAACUUGCAUCCACACCCGAACGCAUCCGCUUCAAAGCCUUCCCCUACUCCGGCGUGAACGACUAUCUCAUCCUCUGUGAACCCAGUUUUCUGAGUAUCGGCGGCGGCGAUGGCCAUUACGGGCUCUGGCUAGAUGAUAAUUUCGAGAAGGGUGUGAGUGCGUGUUGUCCGACGUUUGGGAAUGAGCCGCUCAGUGAGGAGGGCAUGAAGUUUGAGAUUGUGGGCGUGGAGUUGUGGAGUGUGGGGAAUAAUUGA